Messenger RNA from Photinus pyralis (common eastern firefly), 1841 nucleotides. RefSeq lists its product as uncharacterized. Gene Ontology annotation, cellular component: secretory granule. The record is from RefSeq and is a predicted model, not a curated record. Lineage: Eukaryota; Metazoa; Arthropoda; Insecta; Coleoptera; Lampyridae.
UACGACUUCCUUAACUGAGUUGUCGAAAUUCAGUGAUUUACUUUCAAUUUGAAGUUAUAUUUUUGCAUUAAAUUUAGACACAAAACCAGACCCUGAAACAGAAUCGAUUUUGCAACCUACGCACGCCUUCGCCUUUGGGGGCGCCGGCGCUAAGCGUCGUUCUUCGUCAUUAACAGACUACUACUAGAAAAUCAAGACGGUUUAGACCGUCCCAACGUUUUGUGUCAUAUUUGACGAUCUAGUGUUCAAGACAGUGUUUUAUAAGUCAUCACAACUAUGCUGUGAACCGCACUGGCCUUCCUUACAGGCCAUGCAGGGGCCCAGCGGCGCCCUGCGCUUUGCUCUACUUCUUCUAAUUGCCACCGUUGGCCCCCCAGGGGUCUAUACCGAAGGAAAUGUUGGGUGUCUCUUCAGCCAGCGACUUUGCUUGGAGGAAAUCGAAUGGUGCUUUGAUGAUUACGCCUUUGGGCGAUGUUUGCCUACAACGGGAAGUGUGGAGGAGGAAGACUUGUAUCGGUUUGAUCUGGAAAGGGAGGUGUUGCACGCUUUAAGUCGUGAACUGAGGAGACUGUUCGCUUUGGGUUACCGUUGGAGUCAUGCAUAUACUCAGUGUACACUGCAAGGCAUGCUGUUCGCCGCUAAAAAUGACAUUGCGUUCGACCCGAUUACAUGUUCACAUUUAGUUGAUCAAGACUUGGAAGGUGCGCUUAAAGCGUUAGAAGGUGAAGACACUAUCGACCCUGAUAAAGUUGCAAUUGUGAAAUUUACACCGAGCGCCGAGAACCCUCACGCCCAAUAUGCAGAUGAAGUCUACUACCCUCCAAUUCCCGACGAACGAGCCGCGGCGCGUGACAUAAUUUUGCCUCCGAAUGCAGUCGACGUAUUUGAUAUGCCCGAUCCUUACGCGGGCUAUGAAAUAAAGAAGCGCGAAUGGAUUCCGCAAAUGAGGCGCCGUUCCGUAUCCCCUACGUACUUUAACGAGUAUUAUAAUAGCCCGCUAGGUUUUAGACUGGGGGAGGAAACGAGAGACUCUCAGGAUUACCUAUCUGAUGGUAACGAGAACGAGUUCCUUACAAACGACAUUCCUUACACUUCGACGACGGAUUUAAGCGUUGACGAUUUCAAAGAAUUUUACCCCACUAUAAAUUUUUUAAGCAAAUUUAACCUCAACUCGGAUGACGUACGAAAAUUGCUGCAACCGGAAAAUGUACCGAUCUUACAGGCGAUUUUGGAAGGGUUCGACAAGGAGGAGAGUAAUUACGACACUGACGUCCUCGCACUGCUCAGGCAAAGGAUGGAGAAUGACGAGCCAGUCGAGCCCGAGAGAUUUUCAAUGCUCUACAAUACUCCGGAAGGUUUCAGAUCUGGAUGGGAGUCUAGAGAUAUUCAAGGACUUGGAGAUGACUUGCCCGAGUCGAGAGUCUAUUAUGAGGAGAACGAGGAUAACGGCGUGGAAAGGCAAGAUGAUGGAAGUGGAGAGUCGACGGAACCGGAAAUAUUUCGCGAGUUGAAACAAUUGCACGACAAGUAUGGCAAUGACGUCGACGUUACCCAAUUUACUAACAAUCACCAACCGUCCAGCGGUUUGGCUACUAAAACCAGUGAUAAUAAUAACAAUAACAAUGGACAAUCCGGUAUCUACACAGAAGGAGGCGUCGUGUACGUCCCUGACUCACAAAUUCAGGGAAACACAAGGGUUGACGAGGAAGAAUCCUUCAAUAAUGACCUAGACGAGUUACUCGAGCGUUACAAUAGUGGGUUUAAGAGACCCGAGCGACUCGAUGUUAAGAAACCAGGCCCACUCUUCGAUUUGCAGCUUAACGAUGGAAAGAAUCAGUUAG